UUUAGCAGUCGAGCUCAGCCGAUCAGUUUGUUCUUCGAUUGUUGUCGCUGUUUAUAUUGUUAGUUCAUUCUCAACACUCAUAUUUUCCUGCCAAUUUUACGAUUAAAUAUAUAUAAACGAAAAAGUGUGUAGUCUAUAUGUACAAAGGCUGGUAAAUUACAAACUGAACUCGGUGGACUGCGUGUGAACUGCUACAUCUAUUCUUGCCGCAACAAAGGCGUAAGAAAGGCAUCGCCAUUCAUCGGUGCGGUAAUCACCAUGGUCCCCGAAAGUUUGGGGCUCGCAGGUGCUGAAGUUGUGCUGGACUUCUUCUGCCAGAGCAUUUGUUUCACAGGAUUCAUCUUCGUCAUAUUAUACUGCACAUUUUGGUGGUUUCUACCAUCACAUGUCAUCGUGGUACUCUCAGUCUUAUCUGUGAUAAGUGGAGUGGCAUGUCUGCUGUAUUUCAGGAAAAGGCGACCGGCUGAUUCGCAUCUGGAACGGUUUAUGCAGCCGUCUGCAUCCAGCAAUGGUGUGAUAGCUCACCGAGGAGGAGCGGCUGAUGCACCAGAAAAUACUCUCCUUGCUAUUCAAGAGGCAAAGAAGAAUGGUGCUGAUGGAGUUGAAGUUGAUGUUGAGAUCACCAAAGACGGAGUAGCCAUCUUGAUGCACGAUGCUACCAUUGAUAGAACGACCGAUGGGACUGGUUUCAUCAGUCAGAUGAUGUGGGAUGAAGUCAGUCAGCUCAAUGCAGCAGCGAAAUUCUCCUCCAGUUCUCGAUCCAAGAUAUCUUAUGAAGCCGUCCCUACUCUGGAUGAAGUGGUCCAGGAAUGCUUGAAUCUCAAACUCAGGAUCUUCUUUGAUGUCAAGGCAUAUUCCAAACAAAUGGUGGACGAGCUGAUCAAGCUUUAUCAGAAGUACCCUGGCCUGUAUGAUAACGGCAUGAUCUGCUCCUUCUUCCCAACUACAAUAUAUAGGGUGAGACAACUGGACAGUGAGAUUUUAACCGCACUGACCACUGAGCCCUAUUUCAUAUCUGGCCAAGUCAUGAAGAGAUGGACCGGACCACCCACUUGGUGGAAACUACUGCCCUUUGCGAUCAUUGACAAGAUCUUGCAGUGGAGUUUGCACAACUGGUUGUGGAUCCUGUGUGGAAACUCUGCUAUGCUGCUUCAGAAGGACACAAUUUCACAGAAUGUUAUCCGGUACUGGUCAGCGCGAGGUCUCACAGUAAUACCUUGGACUGUCAACAAGAAGACGGAUAAGGAGUUCCUUGCCUCACUGGAUUGCCACUACAUUACAGACUGCAUCAAAUAGGCAAUCAUUUCUAUAAUGCAUUGGGAGUACAGGUUACUUUCAGCUGAAACCGCAAAAUACCUUUUUACUGUGAUAACUUGAAAAGAAUUGAAACAAUUCAAACCAAACUUGAAUAAAGAAUGGAUGAGCAUGCAAUGAUGAACUGAUCAAAUUUUGGGAGUAAGAGGUCAAAGGUCACAUGGUCAUAAACAUGUCAAUUAAGUGUUUAAAAAUACUAGACAAUGUUUUCUUACAUCAAUAACUUGAAUUGCAUUGAGCAAUAUAGAGCAAUUCAAAAUUAACUUGGCUGAAAUACAUGUAUGUAUGAGUAUGCAAGGAUGAACCAAUUAGAUUUUGGGUUUAAGAGGUCAAAGGUGAAAGAUCACAGGGUCAUGAAAGUGUAAAGUUUCUGUGAAAAUAUCUUUUUGCUGGUAUAUCUGAAAAAUCUAAAAUUGAACCGAUGUUGACCAAACUCGACUCAAGUAUGUACAAGCAUGAACAGAUUAAAUAUCAAGUUUGGGUUUGUGAGCCCAGAUGUUAAAUGUCAAAGGAUCAUUCAUCGUGUUUACUACUGAAAAUUGAUUUAGAUCUAUGAGAAAGACGCAGGGUGACGCUAUGUUUAAAUAUUAAAUUUAAGAUGGUGCAAAAAGAGCUGAUAUUCUUGCUUUAAUCAUCAAGUGAUG
This is a messenger RNA of Strongylocentrotus purpuratus (purple sea urchin), 1958 nucleotides long. RefSeq names its product glycerophosphodiester phosphodiesterase 1-like. The coding region runs from base 259 to 1296 and encodes 345 amino acids. NCBI's taxonomy places the organism in Eukaryota, Metazoa, Echinodermata, Echinoidea, Camarodonta, Strongylocentrotidae. The record is from RefSeq and is a predicted model, not a curated record. The transcript has 6 exons. Gene Ontology annotation, molecular function: phosphoric diester hydrolase activity. Gene Ontology annotation, biological process: lipid metabolic process.